AUGGCGAACCACGCGGCGGCGUUGAAGGUCGGACUAGCUUUGCUGGGGCUUAGCAUGGUGGGUUACAUACUUGUUCCGCCUCUUUACUGGCAUUUCACUGAGGCUUUAGCCGUCGUGAGCGAUUCCUCCGCCGUUUCAGCCUCUUCGUGUCCUCUAUGUGUCUGCGAUUGCUCUUCUCAGCCUCUUCUCACGAUUCCUAAAGGACCCAGCAAUGCUUCUUCUGCCGAUUGUGCAAAGCACGAUCCAGACGUGAACGAAGACACAGAGAAGAAUUAUGCCGAACUUUUAACCGAGGAACUGAAGCUGCGUGAAGCAGAGUCUUUAGAGAAACACAAACGAGCAGACAUGGGGCUAUUAGAGGCCAAGAAAGUAACUUCAUCGUACCAGAAGGAAGCAGACAAAUGCAACUCGGGUAUGGAAACAUGCGAAGAAGCUCGAGAAAAAGCGGAAUUAGCACUCGCCGAGCAGAGAAAGCUAACAUCUAAAUGGGAAGAGAGAGCUCGUCAAAAAGGAUGGAGAGAAGGAGCCACCAAAUCAAAUGUUAAAACUUAA
Molecule: messenger RNA, 552 nt
Organism: Arabis nemorensis
Lineage: Eukaryota; Viridiplantae; Streptophyta; Magnoliopsida; Brassicales; Brassicaceae
Source: the annotation of a GenBank genome assembly